This is a messenger RNA of Erpetoichthys calabaricus (reedfish), 4212 nucleotides long. It is a transcript of the gene pcnx4, whose product is annotated as pecanex 4. The record is from RefSeq and is a predicted model, not a curated record. The transcript is spliced from 11 exons. Bases 391 to 3969 code for a protein of 1192 amino acids. Gene Ontology annotation, cellular component: membrane. NCBI's taxonomy places the organism in Eukaryota, Metazoa, Chordata, Cladistia, Polypteriformes, Polypteridae.
ACCCCCCGCGCUUUGUUGAUGUUCGUCACCACGGCACCCUUUUCCGCCAGCGGCCUACUUUACACUGAGAGCCGCUCGUCGCGGUUCACUCUGUCCCGUCGUGCAAUACGCUUUGUUGACGUUCGUCACCACGGCAGCCUUGCUGACACGAUUUGUAUUCUACGUCUUGCGGCGAUAUUGACAGAUUUCCCAUAGAAACGGAUGGAUGUCCGGCGCUGCAAGAAGCGAAGCCGCUGGAGAUGCAGGUGUCUCUGGCCGUUUACAUUACCGAGCCGGGUUAGCAAGACUACCAACCAGAUGGGUUCGUUCUGACUAUCGUCUUGUGUAUAAGCCGGUACUUUGGUCGUGGUGGUGAUGAUGACCUGAAAGAAAUAGUGGCGUGUACUCAGAAUGGGUCCAGAUGUCCCUUUACUAAAUGAAUACAAGCAAGAAUUCUUCUGGAAACGAUUUCCUCAGACAGUACUUGGAGGAUUACGGCUAAAACUUGGCUACUGUGCCCCACCAUAUAUCUAUAUAAACCAGAUAAUUCUUUUCUUAAUACCAUGGGUUUUUGGAGGUGUAGGGACCAUACUGCAUCAGCUGCUGCUCUUAGAAGACUAUUACGCUGCUGCUCUGUCAGGAGGGUUAAUGGUGGUUGCUGGAUUUGUUAUCCAGAUCAUGAAUGUAUAUGCCAGACGCAGAGUUGCCUCUGUCGAAAGACUACAGACCCAGAAUAUCCUCACAGAUGAAGAGGAGUUUGAGUUUUCCAGUUGUGCUGCCUCAGAUACCAUCAAGUUUAUCAUAUCUGGGAAAAGGUUUAUUUUUAACACUAUUUUUCAUCCUUUUCUAGCAGGUGCCUUGUGUGGUUUGGGGACCUGGUAUUUAUUACUUGACAGAUUGACUUCUUUGUACAACAAUACAGGUGCCACUGUUAUCAUCUUUAUUUUUGGAUGGAUAACCUUAUGCAUUGCUGAAUAUUCAUUAAUUAUAAAUACAGCCACUGAAACUGCUACAUUCCAACCACAAGAUACAUAUGAAAUCACUCCUCUUACUCGACCUGUCUACAUUUUUGCCUUCAUAGCAGUGGAUCUUGCACAAAGGUUUAUUAACAACAUUCCAGAUCUUCAGCAGGCUAACCAGGUUUUGCACAUUAUAUUUCUGUUUCUUCCUCUUCUCUGGGCCUUUGGUGUACUUUCCCCAGUCGAUGCACUUUUUCUGUGGGGCAUGGAACAGACUCUAGUGUUUGGUCUUGGAGGUUCACCAAUGUCAACCAAUAUAGGGCUGGUGCUGAUGUUCAUCAUUUCCACUGGAGUAGCUGUAGGAGCUUAUUUUAUUCCAAGCUCACUUGGAGUUGUGCUUUUCACAGCUGGAAUGGGAUUUUUUUUAAGUCUUGACCUGACUCAGAUAAAGUUCCUCUUCAGGUUCUGCUGUAGAAGACCUGAGUUUGUGAAGGGAUAUAAAGAUUUACCAAGCAGUUUUGGUUGGAGACUUGGUUGGCGAGAAGUCUUUCUUUAUCAGGCUAUCCUAGUAAUAGCACUGGCAGAAGCUGGUCUACUACAUCAUUUUGUAACUUCUUCAGAGACCUCCUCAACAAGCCCUCAGGCUAUCAUCAGCUAUAUCUUGAUCACAUUGCUUGCUCUUGUAUGGACCCUGCGAGAAAUUCAAGAUGUAUACAUUCUCUUUGGAGUCUUCCGUAAUCCAUUUUACCCAAAACAAAUUCAGAAUGUUAAUCUUUUUAAGCAACAACAAGUCCGGCUUAAGAAGGCUGGGAUUUUUAGGAGACUGCUCAUCAGUUUUGUGUCACCGUUUGCCAUGAUUGCCUUUCUUUCCAUCGAUAUUUCCUUGCAGAACCUCCACACUGCAUCUCUCAGCAUUGGAUUUACUAGAGCUUUUCGAACACUAUGGCAGAACACUGAAAAUGCUUUGAUGGAGAUGGUGAUCGUUGCAAUUUUGCGUUUGGCAGCUUUAAACAACAAUAUGGAAUGGUGGGACAGUUUGGGUACUGGAGUUCAGCUGCUCCUGGUUGGAAUUAUAUGGGAUCGCCUGACUCAAUUCAUGUUGAAGCUGAAAUUUGCAUUAACUGUACUUAUCACUUCAUGGACGGAAAAGAAGCAGAGAAGAAAGUCCAGUGCAACUCUUAUAAUCCUGAAUACUGUCUUUUUUCCAAUGCUACUGGCGAUCAUAACCUUUUCGGCAGUAAUAUCUGCACCUCUGCUGCCUCUCUUUACAUUACCUUUGUUCCUUAUUGGCUUCCCCAGACCAGUACGGACUUGGCCAGGUUCUGUUGGUGCUACUGCCUGCACAUGUCCAGAUUCUGUAUAUUAUCAGCAGAUGUCCUUGGGUCUGGCCAAAGCUUUCCAAAAUGCUUUUUCCACUGGCUGUCUAGGCAUUCCUUCUCCUGGAUCUCACUUUCUUUGCCGGUUUCAGGAUCGUGUUAUGUGGAUCAUGCUCCUCGAAAGUGGAUUCAGCUACUGUACUGUCAAUAUUAAGGGUUUGGAACUUCAGGAGACUUCCUGUCACACAGCAGAGGCUCGCAGAGUUGAUGAAGUGUUAGAAAUGGCUUUUGAAAAUGAGGAGCAAGCAGACCAGUCUUGCAUUAACCACCAUUUUGGAAACAUAUUGACUCCAUGUGCUGCACUUCCUGUUCGACUUUACUCAGAUGCCAGAAAUGUGCUCACUGGAAUCAUUGACUCCCAUGAAAACUUGAAGCAGCUGAAGGAUGACUUUAUUAAAGUCCUUGUGUGGGUUCUCUUGCAGCAUUGCUCAAAACAAUAUGUCACAUUUGAUGGUGGUGUAACAGAACAUACCUAUGGGAAUGAAGUUACAAGUAAUGUAGCAGAGACAAAUGUUAAGGUUAGCGACACUGUGAAAAAUGCUCAACAGUCCAGCAGGAAAACCCCUAGUUUGAACUCUGAGACCUUUGAUGAUUGGUCAGAUGAUGAUGAGGAUUUGUUUGGUCUCGAAACCAAAAAGCAAAAUUCAGAAAAAAAGAAAGAAAGAACCCCAAAGCAGACUUCCAAUUCACUUCCAGGCUCUGUAAAUGGGGAACAUCAUUUUGGAGGUAUACAAUCUUCUAUCAAAGCCCUUCCUUCUGGAGUAUUAGGGCUUCCAGCUAUAGACAAAGGGAAGGACUAUGAAGAAAUGAGUAGGUUGGGUGCCGUGCCUAUGGUUAUCUUUAGCUCUCCUCUUUCAAAGCAUUUAAAUGUGCCACAGGAGUGGAGAUCAGGUCCCCUUCAAGGUUCUAAGAUGAACCAGCUAAUUAAACUUUUCCCAGAGGGCUGGUACAAGUUUGUCAUCAGCCGGCUAGACAUUGGUGGUAAAGAAGGAGGGCCUUCUGACAUUAUAGAAGGAGUUCAGAAUGAUGAUUCCCUGUUGCAGCUCCAUGCUUGCACAGUGAUGACUUGCUAUGGAUUAACACUGGGAGCCGAGUCUUCAAUAACCAAUCCUAAUUGUGUAUACCGAAUGUACUGUGGAGAUCUUCCCUGGACGAUAGGAUUAGACUGGCUCUCAGAAAAAUCUGACCUUUUUCAACUUGUUCUGAAGGCUUUCAGGUAUGCCUUUAAGUUGAUGUUUGACAAAGCCAGUUUAGGCCCAGUAGAGGACUUUGAAGAGCUGGCCAACUAUUUGGAGGAAUAUGAAAAGGAUUGGUACAUUGGUUUAGUGUCGGAUGUAGGCUGGAAAUUGGCAGUUCUGCAAGAAAAGCCUUAUCUCUUCUCUCUUGGCCAUGAUCCCACGAUGGGCACAUAUACGGGCCGUGUUCUUAGUCUGCAGGAACUGUUGGUGCAAGUGGGAAAGUUAAAUGCAGAAGGCAUCAGAGGGCAGUGGGCCAACCUAUCCUGGGAGCUGCUGUAUGCAACCAACGAUGAUGAAGAACGCUACAGUAUCCAAGCGCAUCCCGUUUUGCUGCGCAACCUCACGGUGCAGUCUGCAGAUCCACCACUCGGUUAUCCAAUCUACUCCUCCAGACCCCUACAUGUGCCUUUGUUUUGACAUGCCACAAUGGGAUCUUUAACUCUGUCAGGAGGGUGAGCUGUGCACUUUUUGCAUCAAACAUGUUUAUACCAGGACUUUUAUAUCGCUCAUAAAGGCAAUAGAAUCCAAAUCAUUGUUUUAGGGUGCAGAACCGUGGUCAUUGUCACAUGUGGAAGAUGCGGGUAUAAAUUAGAACUGUACCUAUUGAUCUUAUAACAUGAUAAACAAUAGCAAAGAAUGCUGCUGAAGGGAUUUGCAUUG